Molecule: messenger RNA, 1276 nt
Organism: Cydia amplana
Lineage: Eukaryota; Metazoa; Arthropoda; Insecta; Lepidoptera; Tortricidae
Product: odorant receptor 10a-like
Exons: 7
Coding region: 164-1276 (370 amino acids)
Biological process (GO): sensory perception of smell; detection of chemical stimulus involved in sensory perception of smell
Cellular component (GO): plasma membrane
Molecular function (GO): olfactory receptor activity; odorant binding
Source: RefSeq, a predicted model, not a curated record
AAUAUUUUUUUUAAUUUACAGCCAAAUAAUUUCGCCGAAAGAUUUGGGUUAUAUAAAACUGGUCGCCACUACACUUAAUUUCGUAGCUUCUUGGCCUUUGCUCGAGUCAAAGAAUAAGAAAUAUACAUUUGCUGUAAAAUGGAACAUAACUUGUUUCUUAUUUAUGAGCAUUAUAUUUGUUCUUCAGAUCUGUUAUAUAAGAAAUAACAUAAGCACAACCAGUUUCGUCAUAAUAGGACAUACUUAUAUAACACUGGCAAUGACUACCAUUGCUCUGCAAAGACUCACAAUGCCAUGGAUGGCUGAGUAUCGGCAAGUGAUCAAAGAAUUCUUGGAAAAAAUUCACCUCUUUCACAAAAAGGAUGAAUCCGAAUAUGCUAAUAAGAUUUAUAAAUACAUCGAAAAAAUCUGCCACAUCUUUACGGUAUUUAUUCACAUUCAACUGUACGGCGGAAUCCUGUUAUUUAACAUAACUCCUUGGGUUAAGAACUUCAAAGCCGGCAUGUAUAGCUCUAAUAAACCUGUUAAUGCUACUUACGAGUCAGCGUUAUACAUAUAUCUCCCUUUUGAUUAUCUUACUGAUAUUAAAGGACACAUCUUUAUAACUUUCAUGAGCUGGUUUGGAACAUGCAUAGGUUCCACGUCUUUCUGCUUGUGGCAUCUUCUUCUUUCUUUGAUUGUGUUUCAUAUAUGGGGUAAUCUGAAAAUUUUAAAACACAACUUAGAUAACUUCCCUAAACCUGCUAAUCAUCAAAUGACAAGUAACGGACUUUCAUGCUAUACGGAAGAGGAGUCUAAAAACAUAUCAACAUUACUUGUGGAACUCGUGAGUCAUCACCGGAAUAUAAUGGACUUUAUGUCAAAGACAUCGAGCGCAUACAGCUUUUUUCUACUCCUAAAUUUCGCAUUCUAUCAAAUAGUGGGUUGUAUUAUUUUAUUGGAAUGCUCUAAAUUGGACUCCGAAGCUCUAGGGAACUAUGGACCUCUAACAGUUGCAUUAUUUCAGCAAUUGAUACAGAUAUCUGUCACAUUUGAACUUAUUGGGUCUCAGAGUGAAACACUAAUCGAUGCAGUGUAUGGUUUACCCUGGGAGUGUAUGGAAUUGAAAAACAGAAAACUCGUUUUAUUCUUCUUACAAAACGUCCAAGAGCCAAUAAGCCUGAAGGCUUGUGGCAUGAUAUCAGUUGGGGUUCAAACUAUGGCUGCGAUUUUGAAGACGUGCUGUUCUUAUUUUAUUAUGCUUCGUACGGUGACCGCUAAUGAAGAAAUGGCUUGA